AUGUCAGACGUGGAAAUGGGUGAAGCCGGUAAGGCAAAGAUCAUUGAUGGUAAUGCUAUUGCCAAGCAAGUACGACAAUCAAUCUCUGAAUCCAUCUCUCAACUGCAAUCUACCAACCCUACUUUCCAUGCUCCUCACCUCGUCAUCUUCCAACUCGGUUCCAGUCCAGCUUCAUCCACUUACAUUCGAAUGAAGCUCAAGGCUGCCGAGGAAAGCGGCAUGUCCGUUGAACAUAUUCAAAUCCCCUCCGAUGCCGAAUCAGGUGCAUCUGCCGGUACAGGUGUCAAGAGAGUGUUGGAAGCUGUUCAAAAGGCCAACCAAGAUGAGAAAGUAUCUGGUAUCCUAGUUCAACUCCCUCUUGAAGGUGCCGGUAAAACCGAAGAGAAGGCUGUCGUCGAUUCAGUAGAUGUUAGCAAAGAUGUUGAUGGAUUCCACCCUGAAAAUAUUGGUCUUCUUUCCUCAAGAAUCGGUGAACCUCACUUCGUCCCAUGUACUCCAGCUGGAGCUAUUAAGCUCAUUGAAUCGACCGGAUUCGACUUGAAAGGUUCCAACGUCGUCGUUCUCGGUAGAUCAGAUAUUGUCGGUACUCCCGUAUGCGCUCUACUCAGGAAGAAGGACGCUACCGUUACUCAAUGUCACUCUCGAACCAAGAACCUCGAACAGAUCAUUGGAACCGCCGAUGUCCUCGUAGCUGCUAUCGGUCAAGCUGAAUUCGUCAAAGGCGAUCGGCUUAAACCCGGUGCUAUCGUCAUUGACGUCGGUACCAACUACAUUCCCGACUCAACCAAGAAAUCAGGUCAACGAUUGGUCGGUGACGUACACUUCGAAUCAGCUGCCAAAGUCGCUUCUUACAUCACCCCUGUUCCCGGAGGUGUCGGUCCAAUGACCGUUGCCAUGCUCAUGAAUAACACCUUCCAAGCUGCCAAGAAAGCCUGGGAGUCAAGACGAGCCAAGCAACUCACCCCUCUCCCCCUCGAAAUCAAAGAGAAGGUCCCAUCAGAUAUCGAAAUCGCCGUUGCUCAAACUCCUAAACCCGUCGCUCUCAUCGCUGAGGAGAUCGGUGUUCACCCUGAUGAAGUUGAAUCUUACGGCAGAUACAAAGCUAAGAUCGAACUUAGCGUUCUUGAUAGACUCAAGGAUAGACUCGAUGGUAAAUACAUUGUGGUCGCUGGUAUUACCCCCACUCCUCUCGGUGAAGGUAAAUCAACCACUACCAUCGGUCUUGCUCAAGCCCUCGGUGCUCACUUGCACAAAACUGCUAUCGCAUGUGUUAGACAACCUUCUCAAGGUCCCACAUUCGGUGUUAAAGGUGGUGCUGCCGGUGGUGGUUACUCUCAAGUUAUCCCCAUGACCGAAUUCAACCUUCACUUGACUGGUGAUAUUCACGCUGUCACUGCUGCCAACAACUUGCUCGCUGCUGCUAUCGACGCGAGGAUGUUCCAUGAAGCCACCCAAUCCGACAAAGGUCUCUUCAACAGAUUAUGUCCCGCCAAGAAAGGUGUCAGAACAUUCUCGAAACCCAUGCUUGCUCGACUUCACAAACAAGGUGUCAACAAGACUGACCCUAACGAAUUGACCGAAGAGGAAGCUGCUAGAUUUGCUCGACUCGAUAUCGACCCUGCUACCCUCACCUGGAACCGUGUGUUAGAUACCAAUGAUCGAUACCUCCGACAAAUCACUGUUGGUCAAGCACCCACUGAGAAAGGUCUUGAAAGAAAGACCGCUUUUGAUAUUGCUGUCGCCUCUGAAUGUAUGGCAGUUCUCGCUUUGAGUAAAGAUCUUGCCGAUAUGCGAGCUCGACUCGGUCGAAUGGUAGUAGCUUCCAGUAAAGCUGGUGAACCCAUUACAGCCGAGGAUAUCGGUUGUGCAGGUGCCAUGGCGGUGCUGAUGAAAGACGCCAUCAAACCUACCAUCAUGCAAACUUUGGAAGGUACACCAGUCUUUGUUCAUGCUGGACCAUUCGCCAAUAUCGCUCAUGGUAACUCGUCGAUCAUUGCCGAUAGGAUCGCCCUGAAAUUGGCGGGUAUCGAACAAGGUGACGACGCUGCAAGAAACGGUUAUGUCAUCACUGAAGCUGGUUUCGGUGCUGAUAUCGGUAUGGAGAAGUUCUGCAAUAUCAAAACUCGAGUUUCAGGACUUUCACCCAACGCUGUGGUGCUUGUCGCUACCAUUCGAGCAUUAAAGAUGCACGGUGGUGGUCCAGCUGUCACUCCUGGUAAACCUCUUGAUGUAGUUUACACUCAAGAGAAUUUGGAAUUGUUAGAAAAGGGAUGCGCAAACUUGGGUAAACAUAUUGAGAACGCAAAGAAAUUCGGUUUGAAAGUUGUUGUCGCCAUUAACCAAUUCACCAACGAUACACCAGCUGAGAUGGAGUUGGUUCAGAAAUUCGCUCUUAAUGCCGGAGCAGAUUACGCUGUACCUGCCAACCAUUGGGCUAAAGGUGGUGAAGGUGCUGUUGAACUUGCGAAAGCAGUCAUCGACGCAUGUUCUGAGCCAUCUACUUUCAAAUUCCUCUACGACCUCAACCAACCCCUCAAAGCCAAGAUCGAAAUCAUCGCAAAAGAGAUGUACGGUGCUGAUGGAAUUUCAUUAUCUCCCGAAGCUGAAGAAGAAGUUGCUAGAUAUGAGAAACAGGGUUAUGGUGGAUUACCAAUCUGUAUGGCCAAGACUGCCCUUUCGCUCUCGGACGAUCCAUCGAAGAAAGGUGUACCUACUGGAUUUACAUUACCAAUUAGGAAUGUCCGAUUGAGUGCAGGUGCAUCAUUCGUUUACCCCCUUGUGGGAGAUAUGUCGACUAUGCCUGGUUUGACUACACGACCUGGAUUCUACGAUAUUGACUUGAACCCCGAUACAGGUGAUAUCGAGGGAUUGUUCUAA
Molecule: messenger RNA, 2877 nt
Organism: Kwoniella botswanensis
Lineage: Eukaryota; Fungi; Basidiomycota; Tremellomycetes; Tremellales; Cryptococcaceae
Exons: 3
Coding region: 1-2877 (958 amino acids)
Biological process (GO): tetrahydrofolate interconversion
Cellular component (GO): cytosol
Molecular function (GO): methenyltetrahydrofolate cyclohydrolase activity; ATP binding; formate-tetrahydrofolate ligase activity
Source: RefSeq, a predicted model, not a curated record